GGCACAGAAAAACCACUGAGCGAAAACGGCGCAAGAGCGAGACAACACAAUGACAAGGUAUGCUCUCCCUUUCGAAUUUCAUUCAAUAAAAUGACACCUUCUGCCCAAUCACCCUCAACAUUUGCCAUUCAUUCACCGUCCGAGAAGGAACUGGAAGGAAUUUUCUCAAGAAAAUAAGUAAAGAAAAACCAUGAAGUUUCUUGCCGUAUUCAUCACUCUGGUCGCUGUGGUAACAGCUCAAGGAGACUUUGCACAGGAACUUCGGGAGUUCCAUGAAAAUUUCAAUGAUUUCCACGCUGAUGUUGAUCACUGGCUAGAGGAACGUCGUCUUGAAGUAAGCGAAACCAUUAGAGAAGCCAACCGAGUAGCUCUCGAACAAGUCUGGUUCGAUGUCACAGCUAUUCGUGUCAUCACUGAAAGUGCACGACAGGCCAUUGACAAUCAUGCCGCGGAUGUAGGAGAAAAUCCCUGUAUCGAAGGAAUUCGCGAGAGACUUAGUGAAUUGGAAUCUGAAUCUGGAGAUAAGAUCAGUUCAUGUGCCCGUAAUCUCCACAGAGACUAUCAACAUUCCCUCGACUAUGGAUUCUUCAUCCACAUCAACUAUGCCCAGCGCAUGUCCCACUUCCUCCAGAUCAUCAUCCUGUACACCAUGGGUCACUUUAAUGCUUUCUCCGAGCAAGAAUACAUUAGGUCAGAACUCCAAGCUAACUGGGAACAUCGUGAAAAUAUUCGAGAUGAAGAAUACAUCAUGUACUACCGUGACCAAUUGGAAAAUGGCAAGACUAUUGGCAACAUCAAUGUAGAAAACUGCCUCCUCACAGUAGCCAGUCUCUACAACAUUGACGUUAACCAAUUGAGAGAAGAUCUCAUGCACUGUUGAUGUACUGAGACAAGCAAUCCUUCCAGAUACCCUUCCUUAUUAGAUUUUUUUUUGUUGUUGAAACGGUUGAAAUGAUUGAAACUCCCACAAGUGAUUAAAAUUAAAUAAAUGGAUUAUAAUUAGAUUAAA
This is a messenger RNA of Phlebotomus papatasi, 1009 nucleotides long. RefSeq lists its product as uncharacterized. Lineage: Eukaryota; Metazoa; Arthropoda; Insecta; Diptera; Psychodidae. The transcript is spliced from 3 exons. The coding region runs from base 191 to 880 and encodes 229 amino acids. The record is from RefSeq and is a predicted model, not a curated record.